This is a messenger RNA of Marasmius oreades (fairy-ring Marasmius), 558 nucleotides long. RefSeq lists its product as uncharacterized. The record is from RefSeq and is a predicted model, not a curated record. The transcript is spliced from 3 exons. Lineage: Eukaryota; Fungi; Basidiomycota; Agaricomycetes; Agaricales; Marasmiaceae. Bases 1 to 558 code for a protein of 185 amino acids.
AUGUCGUUUCAAACUCCCGCGGAUUCGCCCAACCACAUUGAAAAUCAUGAACAAGAAAUUCAAGGGCUCGACGUCCACAUGCAGGAAACCCAGCUCAAAAGCGUCAACGCUUCUUGGGCCUCCAAGGACUCAACGUCGAAUUCCUGUCUUCAGCUACUAAUCUGUUACAAAUGCCAACGCCUCCUUUCAAAUCCCCAUACUAUUCGAUGCGGAGACACCUUUUGCGCAAAGUGCCUGCUCGACGUACGAAAACAGUCCAGGAUUGAGAAGGUAGACGGAAAGGAGGUGGAACACAAAGAACCCACCUACGAGGAAUACAACUUGCUCUCACCUAAAUGCCCGAAAUGCAACAAGAGUAUCUCUUUUCGGCCAAUUCCCUCGAUGUAUCACGAGCGAUUAGCGGCGAACUUUUCUGCUCGAUUCGGUAUACCACGGUCUGCUCCCGUGAAACUCGAGUGGCCGCAACCUCAUCCGAUGAUGAUACAGAUGGCGAAAAUGAGAUAUCUACAAGGUGAAGACGACGACGACGACGACGAGGAUUACUCGGAUGAUGUGUAG